AUGUCGCCUUUAGGCCAAUUCCGAAAACUUGUCAAACAUGUACGCGCUAUGCUCUGUUUCUGUGGUGCCGAUAUGUUCGACGAAAAUUAUACUGUGCUUAAUCCAGUAUUUAUGGUUUUACUAGUGUUUUUAGCGAUAUACGCCGUAUGCUUCAUAAACACCAUAUACGAUGGCUUUGUGACCAACAAUGACUGGACAAUAAUUUUGCAGUGCCUUGCCAUAGGGUCAUUGGCCGUUCAGCAUUUGGAUAACAUAUAUGACGAAUAUCAGAAUAGAGGCUCACGAUACGAAUACGCCUUGAAAAAAACAUUGCAAAGGGUAGCAAAAUGCUCGAAGAUUGCCGGCGUAAUAUAUUUCACGUCGGUAGCCGGUUUAAUCGUUUUACCAAUUAUUUAUGUGCUAAUAACAGGCAAACGAGAGCUCACCUUAACCGCUUUGAUACCGGGAAUUGAUCCAAAAGAACUGCUUGGUUAUUUCAUUCACACUGGUUUUCACUCUGCUAUCAUAUUCUUUGGUGGUGUGGGUUUCUUCUGUUCUGACACGAUCAUGUUUUCGAUGUUACUUCAUGUGCUUUUGCAUCGAGAUAUAAUGAAGGCGAAAUUCCAUGACUUGAAUGAGAUCACUGAGCAAGAAGAUAAACCAGUUGAAAGAAGCAGAUCUUUAUUAAAUGAUAUAAUUGCUUGGCAUCAGAAAUACAAUUUAUAUAAUUUUAUUUUUAAGAACGAUGACGUUACAAGAAUGAUUUAUGAGGUUUGCAUCUGGUAUAGGUUGAAGGUGAAGGAACAAAAAAUGAUUCUGCUCAUGUUGCGUAAAUCGCAAAAUGCUGCCAAACUAACUGUUGGUAAAAUAAUGGCUUUGAACUUCAGCACAGCAUUACAGCUAAGCAAAGGCAUUUACACCUUUUUGAUGCUUUUGAUAAAUUUUCUGGAAUAA
This is a messenger RNA of Glossina fuscipes, 933 nucleotides long. RefSeq names its product odorant receptor 67d-like. Gene Ontology annotation, molecular function: olfactory receptor activity; odorant binding. The transcript has 4 exons. The record is from RefSeq and is a predicted model, not a curated record. Gene Ontology annotation, cellular component: plasma membrane. Gene Ontology annotation, biological process: detection of chemical stimulus involved in sensory perception of smell; sensory perception of smell. Lineage: Eukaryota; Metazoa; Arthropoda; Insecta; Diptera; Glossinidae. Bases 1 to 933 code for a protein of 310 amino acids.